UUCACUGAUGGAAUCACCAAUAAGCUGAUCGGCUGCUACGUGGGUGACAUAACUGAUGAUGUGGUUCUGGUUAGGAUCUAUGGCAACAAGACUGAGCUCUUGGUGGACCGAGAUGAGGAGGUGAAGAGCUUCCGUGUGUUGCAGGCCCAUGGCUGUGCACCUCAGCUGUACUGUACCUUCAACAACGGUCUCUGCUACGAGUUCAUGCAGGGAGAAGCUCUGGAUCCAGAGCAUGUAUGCAAUCCUGAGAUCUUCAGACUCAUUGCCAGACAGCUUGCUAAAAUCCAUACUAUUCAUGCACACAAUGGAUGGAUCCCAAAAUCUAACCUGUGGUUUAAGAUGGGCAAAUACUUUUCUCUCAUACCCACAGAAUUUGCAGAUGAGGAAGUAAAUAAAAGGUUUUUAAGUGACAUUCCAAGUCCUCAAGUUCUUCAGGAAGAGAUGGCCUGGAUGAAGGAAAGACUGUCAAAUUUAGGAUCACCAGUGGUACUCUGUCACAAUGACCUAUUGUGUAAGAACAUUAUUUACAACAAGAAACGAGGUGAUGUGCAGUUCAUAGACUAUGAGUACUCCGGGUACAACUACCUGGCUUAUGACAUUGGAAAUCACUUCAAUGAAUUUGCAGGAGUAAACGAGGUAGACUACAGCCUUUAUCCUAACAGGAAAUUACAGGAACAAUGGCUGAGAUCUUACCUUGAGGCCUACAAAGAGUAUAAAGGAUUUGGCACAGAAGUCAGUGAAAAAGAAGUUGAAGUUCUAUAUGUCCAAGUCAAUCAGUUUGCACUGGCGUCCCACUUCUUUUGGGGAUUGUGGGCUCUAAUUCAAGCCAAAUAUUCCACCAUUGACUUUGAUUUUCUAGGGUAUGCAAUUGUUCGGUUUAACCAGUAUUUCAAAAUGAAGUUGGAGGUCAUGACGUUGACUCUUCCUGAGUAAUGAAGAGGAAGCAACUUACCAAGUGGACACACAACACCUGAAUCUUUUCUGACAACAGAUACUGGAAAAAAGCUAAAACAUUUGCUCAAGUUCUGUAAUGCUCACUUGGUGGUUCUUGCUUUAUAAAUAAUGCCUCUAAACAGUUCUUCAAUGUUCAUUUUAAUAUGGAGAGCAUACGUACUGCUGUUGAUAUAAAACGGAUUAGAAACUUGCUAGAUCUAUAAGAAGUUGUAGAAAUGGCAAUUUAAUCCUUCUUUGUAAUUUAACAUAUGUUGUAUGUGAAUUAUUUAUUAUAAGUUUAACAUGAUUCCAUUGCUGCUUUCAUCAGUUUUUGUAAAAGUUGGGUGCGGACAGUGAAGUUGUUCCAAAGGAUUCGUUUAACAACUUAUUUUAUUGAAGUUGUGUUAACUUAUAUUAAAGGAAACCUGGUCAGAGAAUAUUAACUUCUAGAU
Merops nubicus (carmine bee-eater) is the source of this 1385-nucleotide messenger RNA. RefSeq names its product ethanolamine kinase 1 (gene ETNK1). The coding region runs from base 205 to 933 and encodes 242 amino acids. The transcript has 7 exons. Gene Ontology annotation, molecular function: ethanolamine kinase activity. Gene Ontology annotation, cellular component: cytoplasm. The record is from RefSeq and is a predicted model, not a curated record. Gene Ontology annotation, biological process: phosphatidylethanolamine biosynthetic process. NCBI's taxonomy places the organism in Eukaryota, Metazoa, Chordata, Aves, Coraciiformes, Meropidae.